Messenger RNA from Hyposmocoma kahamanoa, 4799 nucleotides. RefSeq lists its product as uncharacterized. The transcript is spliced from 12 exons. The record is from RefSeq and is a predicted model, not a curated record. The coding region runs from base 6 to 3761 and encodes 1251 amino acids. Gene Ontology annotation, cellular component: plasma membrane. Gene Ontology annotation, biological process: Notch signaling pathway; membrane protein ectodomain proteolysis. Gene Ontology annotation, molecular function: metalloendopeptidase activity. NCBI's taxonomy places the organism in Eukaryota, Metazoa, Arthropoda, Insecta, Lepidoptera, Cosmopterigidae.
GUGUGAUGUGGCUGUGGGACCUGUGGGGAGUGCUGUGGGCUGUGGAAGCUGUGGCGCGGCUGGCGGCGGGCUCUCCGCUCGAACCUUCGAACACUCCGCAAGGAGUGUCUCUGACGCCGUUAAUCCGUCACUGGCAGGAGGCCGCGUACGCGCCACUGGGCGGCCGCAGACGUCGCUCGCUACCCCCCGAACCGCCGCCUCCCCCCCAGCUUCGACUCUCCUUCAAGGCGCAUGACAGGGAGUUUAAGCUAGUGCUGCGGCCAGAUCCAAGCUCCGUGUUCGCAGACGGCGUGCAGUUCCACUCGUCGUCGGGCCAGCUGGACUACAACACCGCCCAGGUCUACUCCGGACACCUCGAAGACGACGAGGUUUCUCAUGUCUACGGUGUGAUCACAGCUGAAGGUCUUUUCGACGGCACGAUAUGGACGCCGACAGAGGAGUACUACAUCGAGCCCCUCUCGCGCUAUGACGUCAAACAUCCCUCCAUGCACAGCGUCAUCUACCGCCGUUCCGACGUGGAAAACCCUCAAGAUAACGGAGAUACUCCUUGCGCCUCACAUCUCCUCCACCUCAAACGAACCCUAGGCUCCAAAGGAGAACUAUUCAAUUUUAACCAAAAUCAAACCGUAGAAGAAAUAUCUAUACAUAACAACACAGAAGAUUUAUCGAAAGAAAUAAACAGAAGAAAGAAAAGAUGGCUUCCUGAAGACCAAAUGCAAGACGACGAGCCCAAGAAAAAUCCUGAGCUGCCAUUAGAUUUAGACGUCCCGUAUACGAACAAUAAUGAUCCGUUUGACAAGUUCAGUACUAGAAAGCCGAAAACGAAAAUCGAUAAAAGCAAUCUUAUUACGAAAGUGAGAUUGGAUUCCGAGGAAUCACGACCGAAGCCAAAGACCCAUGUGGAAGUGAUUAAGACUAAAGCUGGAGUGGUGACUGUAAGCAAAGACAUUGUUAAGAAGGAACCUGUGGGCUACACUAUUCUAACGGCAAAUGGAACAGACGACGGAAGACACGUGAAUAAAAGAGCAACAGUCGACCCAAGGAAGACUACGUGUCUUGUGUAUUUGCAGGCUGAUCACAUGUUUUACCAGAGAUACGGGUCCGAAGAGGCGUGCAUUGAAGUCAUGACACGACAUGUGCAGAAAGUUAAUGCUAUUUAUAAAGUUACAGACUUCAAUCAAGACGGCAAGGCGGACAACAUAACGUUCAUGAUCAAGCGCAUAAAAGUGCAUACGCUGGAUGCGCUAAAGGAUCCUGCCUACAGGUUUCCAAACAACUAUGGCGUUGAGAAGUACUUGGAGCUUUUCUCAGAGGAGGAUUACGACGCGUUCUGCCUUGCGUACAUGUUCACGUACCGCGACUUCGAGAUGGGUACCCUGGGCCUCGCUUGGACCGGUGACCUUAAGAAUGCAGGUGGCGUUUGUGAGAAGAACGGGCACUACCGAGGCAGCAUGAAGUCUCUGAACACAGGUAUAGUGACCCUGCUCAACUAUGGCAAGCACGUCCCGCCAGCUGUGUCCCACGUCACAUUGGCGCAUGAGAUCGGACAUAAUUUCGGCUCGCCGCACGACCCCGAAGUGUGCACACCGUUCGGCGAGGACGGUAAUUACAUUAUGUUCGCGCGCGCCACUAGCGGCGACAGAAAGAAUAACAACAAGUUUUCCCCGUGUUCCUUGCGAGCCAUCGACCCUGUCCUCAACAACAAAGCUCGGUCCUCGAAGGGAUGCUUCACGGAGCCCCAACCCGCGAUCUGCGGCAACGGCGUCGUGGAGGAAGGCGAGGAGUGCGACUGCGGCUGGGCAGCGGAGUGUACCGACGUGUGCUGCCGCCCGCAGGCCGCCAGACCACAUUACAAGCCCUGCACUCUCACGGAGCACAGUGUCUGCAGUCCUAGUCAAGUUGCCAGCACCCGCUUCCUGGGCCGCCACGGCAAGAAACUUAAGUCGGUGACCAUCAUCCACUCGUCCACAACCGAAACCGUCCGCCUGCCCGACGCCGCAGACCAGGGCCUCAUAGUCCACACGGCUGUUAGGUCGAAACUGCCCCUGAAGAAGAAAGUAGCGCUAAGAACACGAGCGUAUCGCGGCAAGAAAGAACACAAAAACAAACAGGGAGACAAAGCGUCUCCUUCUCAUAGUGCCAAUAAAAAGAGGAAGCCAAGUAACCCGCCAAAGCCUGAAGAACCCCAAAAAGUAACAAAAGAAACCGCAGCAGUCGUAACAAACGCAGAAGGAAAAUCUCCAAAACACGUCAUUCUAUCUAAACAUAAAGGUAAAGUGAAGAAGCGGACUAAAACGAAAGUCAAAAAGGAAACCAUCGACUACAGCUCCAUGCAAAAACAUCCUUCUUCACCAACUAAGGACACUGAAGCAUUAACCAAGGUCCAAAAAUGGUUGUUAAGCACACCACAACCAACAAUCAUACCUAAGUCUAAAUCGAUACCUCUCGGCCUUACAGAGAGAACUCACUCUAGACAGGUCCCCAAGAGCACGAGAAAAACAAGACCGUCCAAGAGCGCAACCAACCUCCUAUCAGGAGAAAAGACCAGACUACAAGUUGUGUUCAAACCUCCCUUCAGAUUCAGUGUCAAAAUCUGCAAGAGCGAUAAAACCAAAGUCGUUCUCGACAAAUCUUCUAAGCCUGACGUUGAAAGAAAACGCCUCGAUGUUAUCCCACAACAUACUUCCGCUGCUGUAGUUAAACCCAUUCCUGCCAGUAGUAAAGCACCUAAACAUUCAAAUUCCACUAGAAGUAAUGUAGAAAACUCCAAUCCAAGUCCUCCAAAAGUCGAAAAGUUGCAAACUCAGGAAGUUGGAGAUCACGGCUACGCCAAUUUACUGCCUCGAAGCGCAAGUGAUUGCAAAGUGGGUAAGAUGCCCGAAGUCAAAGUUAAAGGUGGCCAUAAAAAGAGUAACUCUAUUGGCCACAAAAAAGACACAACAGAGAGUAGACAAAACCUCAUAGUGCCAGACGAUUUAGAUAAUGCGCAUGUGUAUGAAAAUGUCCUCCUUACACACGAACCAUUCGUGCCUAAGAGCUGCAGCAUGCCGCGCCGUCAGACCAGCGUGGGCAUCUCGCGUCAAAGCAGCUACGGGCACCUGCCGAGAGCGCAAAUCCGCCCCCACAGGCACAGUACAAACAACGUCUCUAGGUCCAGAAACAACAGCACCACAGAUUUGGAGCACUUUUACAACGUUAUCGAAACAUUGAAAAAAGACACCGGGAACGCCAACACUUGCAACACUAACACCAGUAGCUCAUCAGGCAGCAGUCGCCCGGAGACUGGUUUACUAAAAGGCAGCUCGACCAGGCAAGGCAACAGAACGUCGCGACAGAACAGUCUAGUCGACAAGCCGUCGCGCUCGAGUCCUAUUGGGGCGUCAAAAUCGAAACUUCGAAGGCAGAUGAGCGAAGCGGAGUUGGGGAAGUGUGCUGCGGACAUGAGGGGCUUCCAGCUCGUGGUAGGGAAGGACAAGUUGAAAAGGCAGUUGAGCAAUAAUGAGUUGUGUAGGUCUCGCGUACAGCUGGCGAUGCCGAUGUCGGCGGGCGCGGAGCCGCGGCAGGCGUUCUGCUGGAACAAGCGCGCCAGCCUCGACUGCGAGGCGUCUCUCCCAACGCCGCGCGUCUCUUCCCGAGCAGGCAAACGCACCACAUACACUUUCGGAGAGCUGAAACACGCUGUGCCCAAUGCCACGGACGCGCCCGCCGCCGACGACGUCCACGUCUCCCCGGAAGAGUUUCUAAAAAUAAUCGACAAUUAACACUUGUACGUUCCACGUGAUUCUUGUGGUAGCUACUUCUGUAUUAAUAAAAUAAUCAAUGUGUAUAAUAGGAUACUCGCGAGACCGUCGCCUGCCGGUGUAAAUAUUGUAAUUUGCUUUUAAUAUUAGGACUAACGUUGCCACUGAAACAGGCCAUUGCUCAGUUACUUGCAAAUUAACACUUCGAUAAUUACAUAAUUUAAUUAAUCGAUAAGUACAGAAAAAUAAUAUGCUGCAAUACACGGUUAAUUUUGUAUUAAAAGUACAUAAAGACAGUACAUAAAUGUAAGACAUUUAUCAAUACCUAAGUAUGUUUAGGUACUCUAUUGAUUUAUAUAAUAAUAUCGAAGAAGGCUAACAAUGGUCUAGUUUCACUGAUCGAUCUCUAUAAAUGAAUCUCUAUUUUUUCUACAUGCUAUGUAUUGUACAAAUUACUCAUAUCCAUUUGAAGUGUUCAUGUAAGAUGAUUAUUUUAAUGCCUUCAAGUGUUUAUAUUUGUCUUUAUUCCGUAUCUAGUUCGUUUAUGAUUUGAGUUUAGCUUGUUUAUGUUGAAUAGCUGUCAAUUAACAAGUCAAUCUGUUUUAUCUUAAUAGAUGUUUAAAAAUAACACCACACCAAACUACUGACGAUAAAAAUAUUGUAAAUAUUUUAAUGUAGUUUUAAGAUUAACAUAGGAUUCCUCAGCUCCGUAAAUAAGUCUAAAAAUUUCAUAUUCCGUAAAUAGGACUACGAAGAAUAAUUAUUUUAGCAAAUAUCUCAGAAGUAUUUUAAGUAACUUACCUGGGUUCAUUUUGUGGUUGUGAAUUGUUUUUAAUUCACAGUUAUCAUUGAAACGGAAUCCUAUGAAUAUAAAAAAUAAUAACCAUUUUAAAAACAAUAAUUUAUAUGAAGCAAAAGUAAACUGUCGUAAGCUAUCGUAAGAAUAUUAUUUUUCUAUAAAACAUUGGAUAACACGAACUAACAGGCGUUAAUAAAAUUUAUCAUAAUGUAACUAUUAAGAGAACUCAUGGCUGUUGUAAUCUCACUUUUUUUACAAAU